CCGUUACGGAAUAAAGUGUGUUAAAUUAUUUAAAAAAAAUUAAGUUUAACGCGCGUUCCGUAAUUCCACUCACUCACACAUACCAGCAGCACCAGAAGCAGCAGCAGCAGCAGUAGCAGCAGCGGAUUAAACUUCGUCACCUACCAAAAAAAACACAAAAAAAAACCUACAAAAAUGGCCGAUCAGCUGACAGAGGAACAGAUCGCCGAGUUCAAAGAGGCAUUCUCGCUAUUCGACAAAGACGGCGAUGGCACCAUCACAACAAAGGAGUUGGGAACAGUUAUGCGCUCCCUGGGCCAGAAUCCCACAGAGGCCGAGCUCCAGGACAUGAUAAACGAGGUCGAUGCCGACGGCAAUGGUACAAUUGACUUCCCAGAAUUCCUUACAAUGAUGGCACGCAAAAUGAAGGACACCGAUAGUGAAGAGGAGAUCCGAGAAGCCUUCAGAGUGUUCGAUAAGGACGGUAAUGGCUUCAUCUCAGCGGCCGAGUUGCGUCACGUGAUGACAAAUCUGGGCGAGAAACUCACAGACGAGGAGGUCGACGAGAUGAUCCGUGAGGCUGAUAUCGAUGGUGAUGGUCAGGUCAAUUACGAAGAAUUCGUGACUAUGAUGACAUCGAAGUGAAGCGUUAAAUUAUUUCUUUUUAAGCCUUUCUAUUUUUUUAAGAUGUUGACGAAGACUGUAGCUGUGCGCAAUAACAUCGCGCCACGCUGUUGCUAUGGACCCCAGUAAAAGAUCUUAAAAAAAAAAACAACAAAAAAACAACAACAAAGAGUUAAGCAAAAAACAACCAACAUAAAAGAAGAAUUAAGAUGAAAAAAGAAAAAAAAAAACAACAUUUAAGAAACUUAAAAACAAAUGAAACUUACACUUAAAAGAACGCAAAAGCAAGAAAAUUUAAACAAGCAAAAAAUGAAAAAAGAAACCGAAUUCAGAGAGAAAAGAAAUUAAUUACAUUAUAAACUGAAACAAAAAAAAAAAGGUUAAACAAACGAAACAACAUAAUUUUAAUGCAACAACAACAAACAGCAUACUUAAUGAAGUCACCGUUUAAAAACUACAACAACAACAACCAGCAGCCAUUAACAACAAAAAAUCGCAUGUUGAAACAAGUUUACUACCACUUCUACACUGAAACAUAAAACCCAAUGGAGAACAAGAUGGCGAGCAGAGAAGCAGACGGUGAAGCAAGCAGCAGCAAAACAAAAAAAAAUGGCGGCUCCAGCAGCAUCCUGAUCCAGAUCAGAACCAGCGGCCAAUAGAGGGCGCUUCCGAUUUGGGGGGGUCGCUUCCGACCGCCUUGCGAUGGCGGUGCGAUGGCGGCGCUGCAUUUUGUUUUUCACGCGAUUUUCAACACUUAAGAUGAAAAUUUGCAAGAAAAGUCGAAUCUGUAAGCUAGAAAAUUGUGUUUAAAGUAUAAACAAAAACAAAUUUGUCGAUUUCGUUGCGAGAAUGAAUAAAAAUAAAAGCUAAAAGAAAACAACAACAAAUAAAAAUACAAAUAAAAACAAAAACUGUUAAUGAAAAAUAUUUGAAAUUUUUGCAAAACUGGCAAAGUUUAUAUAGACACUCUCCUCAAAAAAAAAUACACUCUCAUACACACCUCUCCAAAAAACACACACCUACUCCACUUACACACACAUACACAAACACACACACACACAGACAUGUCAGAACAAGAAGUAAAAUAUAUUAUAAAUACAACAUAUAUAUAUUAUAAAUAAUGUAAAAUCAAACAACAACAAAUUCUUCUUAUUAAAUUAUAUUUAAAUUUAAAAUUAAUAAAUAUAAAGAAAAAAAAAUAAAACAAAUAAAAAUUACAAAAAAACAAAAAACAAGAAACCAACUACGAAUACAUUUUCGAUAUAAAAUUAAAUUAAAAACCAAAAAUGUGGCGCGCAGCAAAGUCGAAGAUGAUAUAUAAGAUGAGGAGGCAUAUUUUUGGGGGCUGUACGAGGACCAGCAGGACCGCAGUCCAAAAGGUCCUUGAUAGGCAGCUGAUGUUUGUCGGCACGGCAUAUUUGUAGCAAACUUAAGUAAAAAAUUAAAAAAAAUAAUAAUAAAUUACCUACAAUGCGAUAUUACAUAUUUAUGAGCAAAUUUAACGUUUAACAAUGCAACAAAAAAAAACGCCACAAAAAAAACCAAAACAGCAACUCACAUUUCUCUAGUUCUUAAGCGGCAGCAAAACAAGUAACCCGAAUAUAUUACUAUUACAAAUAUAAAUAUGAAAAGGAACUCUAUAUAUACAUAUAUAUAUAUAUAUAUAAAUAUAUACCUAAUGUACUUAAAAGAAAAACAAAUCUAAAGUAACAUAAUUUUAUUAUAAAGAGAUAUGAAAUUAAAUAUUUAUAUGCGAGACGAAGCGGAGGAAGAGCUGGACGAAGAAGAAGGAAGAAGACGAUUUCAUCAAACACACACAUAUAUAAGGAAAGGAAGAAGAAGGACGAAGUAUGGAAGUAUGGCGGGGAGCUGCAACACCAUAACGGAUGUGGCUCCAGCGAAGGAAGAAUAGAAGAAGAAGAACAACAACAAUAACAACAGAAGCAGCAGAAGAAGACGAUGUGAAAGAAGCAACAGCAUCGGAACAGUUAUAUAUAUUGAUUAAAAAAUAUAUAUAUAUAUUUAUAAAUAAAUUAUACAUAUGAAUUAAAAAACUAGCAAAAUGCAAAGACAAUUGUCUUAAAUUUAAGCAGAAGAAUCAGAGAGAAGAAAAGCAAAUUUUAGAAGAAGGCGAAAGGCGAGAGAGUUCUAACUAAGCGUAACAUAAAGUAAUAUACGAACAUAACGGUAUAAGUUGAGGUUAGAGCAGCCCCAAAAGCAAAAACAAGAAAAACCAGAACAACUGCAAUUCCUUGGCACCACAGCAACCGCAAAGCUUUAACCUUUAACCCCGCUCUCUCUCUCUGUCUCCAUUACCCAACAAUCUAUUCUAUCUGUCUUUAACUAUCUUUUCCAUCAAUAUCCAAUUGCUGCCUAGUUAACAAAAAAUACCAAAAGAAAUAUUAAAUUUUUGAAAAACAGAAAGUCUGCGCGACCAAAAGCUAACUGAACUGUACUUGGUUUUAAUUUAAUUUCAUAUCGAAAACCUUUGUUUUCUUUUCAACUGUUUCAACUGUAACGAACGCGUCGUUGAUGUCUUCUAAACUGAUAUCUAUCCAUGCCUCACUAUCCACCUUUUAUCACCCUUUUUCCACCAUCCACCCUUAUAUCCUUAUAGAUCACCUUUACAUCCAUCUUUUUCCUAAUGCUAACUCUAACUCUUCUCCACUGCAUAAAUCAACUGUGAGUAUAACUUAACUACAGACAUUAUUUAGAAAAUGUAUGCAAAUUACUUUUGUGUCUUUUUCUACGUUUAUAAUAUUUAAGUCGAGUUUUUUAUAAUUACUUUUGUGUUUUGCUUGACUUUGGACAGAACGCUCUGAAGGGCAACGACAAAAUUUGAACAAACAAAAAACACCAUUUUGCGCUAAUGAUAAAAAACGAAAAACAAAUAUUAAUGAAAACAAAACACUUUUCUAUAACUUUUUUUAACAAACAAACAAAAAAAAUAAUAUAAAAUAAAUGAUACAUUUUGUAGCGAAAAUUUGUGCAAUGUUUUAAUGAAAUGAAAUCUUUAAAAUGCAAAAUAACUCCAAAAAAUUGCCGGCAAAUUUAACACUGACGAAUUUUUCAAUAACUAUAAAUAAAACAAAAAACUAAAAUUUAUAAAAAUCUAAAGAAAGAAAUGUAAACUUUAGUGGGUUACUUUUUGAGAGGCGACAACCCUGGCCGCCGACCUCGAAAGUAUGCUCGAAAAAAACAAAAACUUCUCCCGUUUCUCGAGAGUGUCCCAAUGGAGUGCAUUUCCAAUUCAAAUUUUGUGUGCCGAAGUGCGUCACUUGUGACAUUGGAGGCUGGAUUCUCUGUGCUUCUCGAUUUUCAAAUCAAAACUUGCAUAAAUAUUUAUUUCUCUUCGUUUGCAUAGCAAAAGGCAGUCAAAGAAAUGGAUCAUGAAGAAAAAACGAAAAAAAAUCUUGUUAAAUUAUGCUUAGUGUUUAGCAAGUUACAAUAUAUCGAAAGGCAAACAAACCAAAAACACUCUCGCGCCUAUAUCUAUAUAUGCAAAAAAAUAUAUAAUUAAUGCUAUAUAUAUAUAUAUAUAUAUAAAUAUAAUUACGAAUAUUGUAAAAAUUGCAACAAAAGCUAUAAUCAUCAAAAAGCGAUACAAGAACAAAAAAAAACAAAUUUCUUUGCAAAAAAAAAAAAAAAAAUACACAAACAUUUUAAAAACCUCGAAACAAAACAAACCAAAAUUGUCGUUUUAUUUUUUCUAAAUUCUAUGGAUUGGCUAAAAGACAAGUAUAUUUCACAGACACAUCACUUCCAUCUUUUCCAGUCAUCAUCCCAAUUGGCUCCCAUCCCAUACCCCCUGGGAUUUGCUCUGUUUUGCGAUAAAAGAUUGCUGAGCUCCAAAGUCAAGUUGAUUACAUUUUUAAAUCUAAUCGUCUAUGCUCCUCCUCCAAAAUAAAAAAAAAAUUAAGCUUAAACUUAAAUGCGGAUUGUUAAGGAGAUCCCGUGGCCAGGGAGACUAGGGAACUAUCGCUGGAACUGGAAACUCCCGAAACCGAUAAGCCCCAUUUUAAUCCGAUAAGAAUUUAACGAGUUAUACAUUAAAUGUAUGCACUAGAAACCACCUAUUAUGAGAUUUCAACCGUAUUUGAAGAAAGCCUAAAAUAUAUAUACAUAAAUACAUCAGUGUAUCGAAUAUGCGAGUUAUUCUUGAUGUCCAAUAUACCAUAACCGUGUGUACCUACUAUAAGUCAGGCAAGUAGAAGGCCCGUUCCUGCACUAAAAUCUCCUCCAAUCGGAAUGCACUGAGUGUCUACGAGAGUAACCGAGUUCUAAUUAAAUAAAAAUACAUUAAGAAUAAUGUCUUCAUUUGAUUGUUUUUGAAACUAUUGGUGUUAGGCUUUCAAUUAGGCUUUAAAUAGCAAAAAUAAUGUAGGCCUUUACAAUAUACUCCAUAAAAUAUUACACCUAGUAAAUAAAACAAUGUAUAAAGUUAAUUAUAACUAAGAGUGGAGAUGUUUUUUUAAUUAUUUUAAUUUAGAAUACAUUGUUUUACCAACAAAUUAGUUGUAUAUAAUUUUGAAAUAUAUGAUUAUAGAUUAUUCAGCCGCCCAAAAAUGUAUGCUAACAUUUAGUUCGUGGAUGUAUUCCAAUUUAACACUUUUGUACACCACAGCCCCAUUUAACCCGUUUUUUGCCAACACUUUUGUUGUGGAAAAUG
Messenger RNA from Drosophila ananassae, 5272 nucleotides. RefSeq names its product calmodulin. The record is from RefSeq and is a predicted model, not a curated record. Lineage: Eukaryota; Metazoa; Arthropoda; Insecta; Diptera; Drosophilidae. Bases 175 to 624 code for a protein of 149 amino acids. The transcript has 5 exons. Gene Ontology annotation, molecular function: enzyme regulator activity; calcium ion binding.